Messenger RNA from Solanum pennellii, 447 nucleotides. RefSeq lists its product as uncharacterized. Bases 1 to 447 code for a protein of 148 amino acids. NCBI's taxonomy places the organism in Eukaryota, Viridiplantae, Streptophyta, Magnoliopsida, Solanales, Solanaceae. Gene Ontology annotation, molecular function: nucleic acid binding. The transcript is spliced from 2 exons. Gene Ontology annotation, biological process: DNA integration. The record is from RefSeq and is a predicted model, not a curated record.
AUGGAUGUCAUCGGUCUGAUAGAACCAUCCGCUUCUGAUGGACAAAGAUUCAUUUUGGUUGCCAUUGAUUACUUCACCAAGUGGAUGGAAGCAGCUUCUUACAAGUCGGUAACGAAUAAAGUGGUAGCUGAUUUUGUUCGAAAUAAUUUGAUAUGCAGGUUCGGAGUACCAGAAUCGCUCAUUACUGAUAAUGGUGCAAAUCUUAAUAGUCACCUGAUGAGAGAUAUAUGUGACCAAUUUAAGAUCACGCACCGGAAUUCAACCGCUUAUCGUCCCCAAAUGAAUGGAGUAUAUGGAACAGAAGAAGUCAUACCUGCUGAAGUUGAGAUACCAUCCUUAAGGAUCAUCCAAAAAGCAGAAUUUAGUAAUGCUGAGUGGGUCAACAAGAGCAUUGAUCAGUUAACUUUGAUCGAUGAGAAGAGAAUGAUUGUUGUUUGUCAUGGUUAG